AUGACAAAAUCUUUAUUCGUGUUGGCAUUGAUGUGCUCAUUGGCAACAUGUAUCCUUGUCGGUACAUCCACCCAUGCUGCAUAUACUUUCAAUUCAGUUCUUGAUCACUUUUCAUCCUCCUACUUGGAAUCCUAUCUCAAAUUUAAACAAGUGUGUCAAGCAGCAUCUGGCUAUGCUUAUAGUGAAUAUCAACUUCCAUAUUUGAAGGGCGUGAGUGGUGAAGAUUUGUUCAUGUCGGUCUGUUUCCAACAAGAUAAGGCUACUCAACUCAAGAAUGCUGCCGAGUCAAAUGUGUUCAUUACCUAUUCAGGUACCCAUGGUGUGGAAGGUUUCAUGGGUAGUGCUGUUCAAAUCUCUCUCAUUCGUAAUGAAACUUCUCGUGGUUACAUUCUCCCAACCAACACCUAUGCUUUGCAUAUUCACAUGUUGAAUCCAUACGGAGCAAGUUACUUUUAUAAGGAAAAUGAAAACAAUGUGGACUUGUUGAAGAAUAUCAAUACUCACUAUAAGGAUUUCUCGAGCUGGAAUGUGAGUGGAAAUGUCAUUUUGGAACAAUUCAUUGAUUCUCUCAAUAUUCCACAAAUUCAUUUGCCUCAAGUGGCAGCACAAGCUCAAAACGCAUUCAUGACCAUGAUUCAACGUUAUGGUAUGAAUGGAUUUACCUAUGCUUCAGUGGUUGGACAAAAGACACGACCAGAAGGUAUUAGUUAUACUGGUGCCAGAGAUGAAUGGACCACUACCACUGUUCAAUCUAUUUUGAGUACCUAUGUCAAAUCCUUCUCCUCUCCAAAUUUGAAGAGAAGAAGAAUUGUCUUGGUCGAUAUUCAUACUGCAGUCGGUGCUUUUGGUGGAAUUUAUGCCAUGUAUGAGAGUAAUGAAUUGGAGUUUGCUAAAAUGUUCUUACAUCCAGAUUCCAUUCAUUUGAAUUUGUUCCCAAAUCCACCUGGACAUAAUCCUGGAUAUUACUUGAAGGAGUAUUCACAUCUCUCAGAAGCUACCAGUGCCAAUGUUUCCAUCUUGUCCAGUGCUUGGGAAGUUGGAACCUAUCCACAAGAUCAAUUCCAAAAUUAUUUAAUUUCUCAAUUGAAUUGCAGAUUUUAUCCAAACGUUCCAACGAGUGAGAGACCUGCUCAAGUGUGUCCAUACAUUUAUCAACAAGUUCGUGAAUAUUUCUAUCCUCAAAGUGAUGAUUGGAAGCAUUGGGGUUUUGGAAAUAUUACUGAGGGAAUGAGAACCACUUUGAAAGGAAUGGAAACUUGGAGAAAGACAGACGGAACUAAUAUUGUCAAUGCUUCCUCUUCAAUGCUAUUGAUUUCAUUCCAAAACAUGAUGGCCAUGUUUGUAUUGGUUGUUUUGACCUUUGUCAUGACUCUCUAA
Messenger RNA from Naegleria lovaniensis, 1377 nucleotides. RefSeq lists its product as uncharacterized. Lineage: Eukaryota; Heterolobosea; Eutetramitea; Acrasida; Naegleriidae. The coding region runs from base 1 to 1377 and encodes 458 amino acids. The record is from RefSeq and is a predicted model, not a curated record. The transcript has 3 exons.